UUCCUCCUUAUAACACAAAUUAUAAGUGUGAUGUUGUAAGAGUGAUACAACUUACAGUAUAAGAGUUACACUCUGGGCUUCUUGUUUCAGUGUUGAAGUCAUGGCCAAAGCAUUUGCUGUAGUGUUGCUGCUCCUCAAUGCACUGGGACCAAAUACAGGAAUCAAACUGGAUGGAAAUGGAUACACUGACAUUCUUGUAGCCAUCAACCCAGCUGUGCCUCAAAAUGAUGAGAUCAUAAAUCAAAUCAAGGAAAUGAUUACUAGUGGAUCAGAAUAUCUGUUUCAAGCUUUAGACAACAAGGUGUUCUUCGAGGAGGUGAAAAUACUUGUACCACCGAACUGGAAUGGAAGUUAUGACAGAGCAAGGAGAGAAACCUAUGAUAAGGCCAACGUAAUCAUUGACCUCCCACACCCAGCAUUCGGUGAUGACCCGUACACUAAACAGAUGAAAGGUUGUGGAGAGGAGAGCGAGUACAUUCACUUCACCCCAAACUUCCUCUUAAACGACAAUCUUCUUAAUGCAUAUGGGCCUAGAGGAAGGGUUUUUGUUCAUGAAUGGGCUCACCUCAGAUGGGGGGUGUAUGAUGAAUAUAAUGAGAAGGAGCCAUUCUACUUUUCUGUUACCCAGGAGGUCCAACCAACAAGAUGUACCAGGGAGAUAUCUGGACAGUUGUUUGAACUGAUCAAUGGAAAUACCCUGCCUUGUCGCAAUAAUGUGCAAACUGGGUUACCUACUAAGGAAUGCCAGUUCUAUCCAGACAGAGAGCAAAAAACAAAUGCUUCGAUAAUGUACAUGCAAAGCAUAAACUCUGUGACAGCAUUUUGUCAUGAGGGGGAACAUAAUGCUGAAGCCCCAAACAUGCAGAACCAGAAAUGUAACAACAAAGCUACGCGUACAGUGAUUUUUCAAGACUCUGUAGACAAAGACGCCCUUCAGACUUUAAAACCUCUACAAUCCCCACCAUCAGCUCCAACAUUCAGGGUGAUCCAGAGGCGAAGUCGGGUCGUCUGCCUCAUCCUUGAUGUCUCUGGAAGCAUGAAUAGCAACCAGAGGUUACAGCGACUACAGCAGGCUGCUACAAUUUUCCUACGUGACAUUGUGGAGGAGGGAGCACAUGUGGGCAUUGUCCAGUUUAGUGCUUAUGCAAAUGUUGUGAUCGGACUAACUAAAAUAGAUGGUAAAGCCUCAAGAGAAAGUUUGAUUAGUAAGUUGCCAACAUCUGCGUCUGGAUCAACAAAUAUGUGCAAUGGACUUAGACGAGGCUUUGAGGUCCUUCAGGAAGAUGAUAAAAGCACAAUAGGAGAUGAGGUGAUUUUUUUAACAGAUGGUGAAGCGACAGAUGAUGUUCAGAUUUGUUUGCCGUUAGCUGUGGACAGUGGUGCCAUCAUCAACACUCUAGCACUUGGUCCGAGUGCCUCUAACGUGCUGAUAACCAUGGCAGAUCUAACAGAUGGAAAGUUCCUGGUUGCUAGUGACAGUAUCAUUUCCAAUGAACUUGUGGAUGCCUUCUCUUCAUUUACAAUGUCGGAUGGAGAUCCCACCAAACAGACAAUUCAGCUUGUGAGCACUGGAAAUACUACUCAUGACUGGUUCAAUGGGACAGUGCCCAUAGACCGCACUGUAGGAAACAGCACCACAUUUACAAUUAUCUAUGAAGAAACACCCAUUGUGUACAUAGAGACGCCAAGUGGUUCAGUGUAUAAUCAGACACAUAUCACUGAUAAUGCAGAUACAAAGACAAUCACUUUAAAUGUUCCUGGAACUGCAGAGACUGGAAACUGGAGAUACAGCUUCCUUAACACAGAAUCAACUCCUCAAACUAUGACUUUAACAGUAACAAGUCGGGCAGCCCGUAAUGAUGUUCCUCCAGUCAUGGUUAAGGCCCAAAUGAACCAGCAAACCAGUGAUGGCAGUAAACCCAUGGUAGUUUUUGCUGAGGUCACUCAAAAUUACAUUCCUGUGCUGGUUAUAGCCACCCUUCAGUCAGAUACUGGACAUUCAGAAAACUUACUCCUCCUGGAUAACGGAGCAGGAGCUGAUGAUUUUAAAGAUGAUGGCAUCUAUUCUAGAUAUUUCACAAAAUUAAAGACUGGAAAGUACAGCCUGAAAGUGCAGGUGUCAGACCAAGAUGAAGUUGUGAAGAAUUUGCCCAACAGAUACAGUGGCGCACUGUAUGUUCCUGGAUAUAUUGUGGAUGGUGAAGUACAGCUAAACCCUGAGAAGCCCCCAGUAAAUGUGCAGCCAGCAGAUGUUGGCAGCUUCACUAGAACAGUCACUGGAGAGAGCUUUGUGGUGAGUGUGCCCUCAGGCGUAACCCCACCGAACUUCCCUCCCAACAAGAUCACUGAUCUGAGUGCUGAAAUCAAGGAGGACACUGUGCUUCUCAACUGGACAGCACCUGGCGAGGAAAUGGAUGAAGGAACAGCUGAAUCCUAUGAAAUUAGAUGGAACGAACAUUUGGAGAUGCUUCAGAACAACUUCAGCAAUGCUAAUCUAGUAAACACAUCAGCACUCCAACCACAAGAAGCAGGUUCAGCUGAACAUUAUUUCUUCUUGCCUGGUGUCACAAUCCAAAAUGGAACCACUCUGUUCUUUGCUAUUCAAUCAGAGAACAAGGAGAGAAAGUCUGAGGUAUCUAACAUUGCUCGAGCAACAAACUUUGUACGGACUCCCAGACCACCAGCAAUUUCAAAUCCAGGCCUAGACCUGACCGCUAUAGUGGUCUCAGUCUGUGUGGUAACCAUGGUGGCAUGUGUCAUAGCUGCUGUAAUCACAUGGGCACUGAAACGAAAGAAGGCUAUUAGAGUUUAAAUUAUCCAAUACUUACACCUUGCAGAUGAUCUCUAGUGACAGAACAUUUUAACCAAAUGCUUUAACAAAUAACAAAUGAACAAACUAAGUUGGUUCACAUUAACUGGUCUUUUCAAUCUUUAAUUCAUUAUUAGUAACAUUAGCAUUUUUAGAUAAAGCCUUCCUUUCAGUACUGGUCUAUCAAAUGACUUUUCACAGUUGAAGAGCUUUCUAAGAAAAUCUGAUAGAAAUGGCAAACUUUACUUGAAACCGUUUCUGUGGGACUGUUAUAAACAAGCUUAGCUCUGCCGAGAAAAUUUAGUGUCAUCCAUUAUUCUGAUAGUAUAUAUAGCUCAACAAUGUGCAUUCAGUUGUGGGAUCUUUUCUUGCACAAUAAUGUUUUUUCAAAUGAAAAUGUUCUAGCUUCUCAAGAUUUAUUUAUACUUUAAAAAAAAAGUUUGCAUUUUGUCAGCAAGUCUUGAUCAGUAUAUGAUUUAAUGUGAGAGAAACAAUGUAAAGAGAAUCUAAAAAUAAUAAUUUUAAAAUUAUUUACAGAAAUAAGUACAAAUUCAUGAAUGUAGCUUUUCAAUAAAGAAAUCAGUGGAACUAAC
This is a messenger RNA of Colossoma macropomum (tambaqui), 3402 nucleotides long. RefSeq names its product calcium-activated chloride channel regulator 1-like. Gene Ontology annotation, molecular function: protein binding; intracellularly calcium-gated chloride channel activity. Gene Ontology annotation, biological process: chloride transport. Lineage: Eukaryota; Metazoa; Chordata; Actinopteri; Characiformes; Serrasalmidae. The record is from RefSeq and is a predicted model, not a curated record.